CGGCUUCACAGGACCGGAUAACUUGACCGCGGUUUGGCGUGUAUUCAUCUGUAGCUCAUGCAGAACCCGUCUCUCGCACGCACCUGAGUCUGAGGACCGUUAUGGAGUAUUUUUACAAGCUCAACAUGUCUUGAAAAUGUAACAUGUGCUUUUUCAACAGCUUGAACAAUUUCAAAUACAUUUUUUUAUAAACAAAACAAGUGAAAUUGCUGAUGGUCAAGGUACAAUUUCUCAAUUUGGAAUUAUAGUUCGACAGGUUGUCGAGAAGAAAAACCCGAUGCUGAUUUUACUGGGAUUAGAAAAAGAGAGCAGGACUUUACUUUACCGGAACGGAUGUCAGACACCCACCGUGCGUGAGACCAUCCUCUCCCCGUUUACCUGGUGGUAAGACUGGCUACCCCAAAGCGAUGGCGUCCGAGGUGGUCUGCGGGCUGAUCUUCAGAUUGCUUCUACCAAUAUGUUUAGCAACAGCUUGCUUGUUCCGGUACAAUGGGCUAUCAUUCGUCUACCUCAUCUACCUCCUUCUUAUCCCUCUCUUCGCUGAGCCCACCAGCACAACCAUGCAGGGCCACACGGGGCGCCUGCUCAUGUCCCUGUGCUUCAGCAGUCUCAGCUUCCUGCUCUUCCACAUCAUCUAUCAGAUCACUGUCAACAGUCUACUGGCCGGGAACAACAUAGACCCCGCCUUCAACUGUUCAACGUGGGAGAAAUCUAUACGUCAGAUUGGCUUUGAAAGUGUGAUAGGUGCAGAUGCAGGAAACGGUAUCCGUGUGUUCCUCCCUGACAUAGGGAUGUUUUUAGCGGGGCUGGCCUGCUGGCUGCUGUGUCGUAGUCUGUUUCAGAAGAGACCGCCAGAGGACAUGGCCCAGGACAACACUGACUACGAACCGGAGGGAGAGGAGGAGGAAGAGGAGAAGCUGAGCCCUGAUGACAACGUCCUGUUGGAUGAGGACUUUGAGGCUGGGUACGAGGCUGGAGAAGAGGAGGAGGAAGAGAUGGAGGAGGAAGAGGAGGAAGAGGAGGAGGAGGAGAGCAACAAGAUGAAGAUUCUGCGUCACAUAGCGGGCGUGGCGUCUAAAGUGAAGGAGAUCAUUGGGAAUCUGAUAACCACCGCAGGAAAAGUGGUGGUCACUAUACUGUUAGGACUCACAGGUAUCACGCUGCCUUCCCUGACGUCGGCAGUCUAUUUCUUCGUGUUCCUGUUCCUGUGUACGUGGUGGUCGUUCUGCCGCACCUUUGACACUCUCAUCUUCAGCUGUAUGUGUGUCCUCAUGGCCAUAUUCAGCGCUGGACACCUGGUCGUCCUCUACCUCUACCAGUUCCAGUUCUUCCAAGAGAGCAUCCCUCCAGAGGACAGCUACAUCAGUCUGUUCGGCAUCUCAUCCCUCAUCCAGACGGACUGCUCCUCUACAUGGAGGAUGAUAGUUAACCCUGAGCUGGCCUGGCACCACUUUGUUAACCCCAUUAUGCUGCUGCUGCUGUACUACACCCUGGCCACUCUCAUACGCCUCUGGCUCCAGGAACCUAUAGAGGAGGAUGAAGAAGAGGAGGGAGAGGACGGAGAGGAAGAGGAGGAGGUGGUUGGGAACGGGAACUCUGCGGACAAGAGGAGACAGCUGUGGUGGAAAGCAAACCAACGCACGGAGGAGAGAAACCUGCUUUCUACACAGGAUGGCUACAGUACAUCUGAGGGGUUGGCUGCAAAGUCCAACGGGACGUCUUGUGACAUCUCCACCCUGAACACGGUGGAGAAUAGACCGGUCGGUCAGGACCUGUACUCCACCCCACAGUAUAAAAUGGAUCAAACCAAUAACAUUACAGAGAAGAAGAAUGGAAGUGUGUUUGAUGUCAGUCCAACCGUGGGAGGAGAGGCUGCUGGGAAGGAGGAGGAGGAGGAGGCGGAACAGGAGGAGGAGGAGGAGGGCAGAGUGAAUGCUGUUGUAACAGUGUUCAGGUUCAUUAUGAAGCAGAGCUAUAUCUGUGCUCUCAUAGCCAUGAUGGCGUGGAGCAUCACGUAUGUUAGCUGGCUGACGUUUGUGUUCCUGAUGUGGUCGUGUAUGUUGUGGAUGGUGAGGGAUCGUCGUCGGUACACCAUGCUAACCUCUCCCUUCAUGGUGCUCUAUGGGAACCUGCUCAUUGUGCUGCAGUACAUCUGGAGCUUUGAGCUGCUGGAGCCCGUACCUGGACUCUUCCUCAAGAAGGACGUGCCUUUCAGUGAACUGGGAUCCAAGGUCCUGUGUCUGUUGAGCUUCUGGCUGCUUCUGAGACAGACUCUGACGGAGAGAAAGGACAAGCAGAGAGAGGAGGAUGCUGUACUCACUGACGUACAUGUGGAUAACCAACCCAAGAAGAAGGAGAAAGAGGAGGAUGAGGAAGGAGGGGAGCAGGACAUCAUGCAGGUUCUGGGGAACAUGGUGAUGGAGAUGCUGGUGAAAUACUGGAUCUAUAUCUGUGGAGGAAUGUUCUUCUUCGUCAGCUUCGAGGGACGCAUGGUCAUGUACAAGAUCAUCUAUAUGAUGCUCUUCCUCUUCUGCGUGGCGCUCUAUCAGGUGCACUAUGAGUAUUGGAGGAGGAUCCUGAAAUACUUCUGGAUGUCUGUGGUGGUCUACACUAUGUUGGUCCUCAUCCUCGUCUACACCUUCCAGUUUGAAACCUCCCUACCCUUCUGGUCUAACAUGACUGGCAUGAGUAAAGAUAAACUGAAGGACCUGGGGCUAGAACAGUUCUCCCUAUCGAUGCUCUUCACACGUAUCUUCAUCCCCACCUCCUUCCUCCUGGUGUGUAUCCUCCACCUUCACUACUUCCACGACCGCUUCCUGCUGCUCACUGAUCUGAAGGCUGUGGCCCAAAAACAGGACAGCACCAUCUACAGUCAUGCUAAAGUCAAUGGUCGCGUGUAUCUGAUCAUGAAUAGCAUCAAGCAACACAUUUCCUCUCCACAGAGCAAACUGGUACACCAGGAUGGAAGCCUGGCUGACAUCACCAUGCUCAGCAUCUCCUCUGGAGAAGGAGUGAUACGAGCAGACGACAAGAAAGAGAAGAAGAAGGAGAAAGAGAAGGAGGGAACCCUGGUGGUGGUGAUGGAGGAGAAAGAUGGAGGGAUGAAGCAGAAAGGAGGACUCCGUCAGUCUAUAGACCUGCAUCAGUCAUUCGGAAAGUCUUUCGAGUUGCAUCAAUCGUUCCAUAAGUCGUUUGAAUCCAAUGCAGGGUCGGGGGAGAGUGGCCACUGCAGUGUGGGAACUGAGCCAGAUCCCUCCACAGAAAACACUACCUCAGACCUAAAGAAUAAGUGGCACCUGGUGGUGGACCGUCUGACUGUGCUGUUCCUCAAGUUCCUGGAAUAUUUCCACAAGCUGCAGCUCUUCAUCUGGUGGCUCCUAGAGAUACACAUCAUCAAGAUCGUCUCUUCGUAUAUCAUACUGGUCUCUGUUAAGGAGGUGUCCUUGUUCAACUACGUAUUCAUGGCUUGCUGGGCCUUCGCUCUGCCCUUCAGUCAGUUCAGACCCCUAGCCUCCAGUAUCUGUACAGUCUGGACCUGUGUUAUCAUCGUCUGUAAGAUGUUGUACCAGCUGGAAUCUAUACAACCUGCCUCUUACUCCAAGAACUGCUCCAUGCCAAUGAACUACACAGAGAAACAGAGAGAGGAAAUGAAAGACUCGCUGCUGUACAAGGAGCCAGUAGACCCGUCCAACUGGGUCGGACUCAACAAGUUCAACCCUCUACUGGAGAACCUCAGGAACAACCUGCUGAUGUUGGCCAUGCUGGCGUUUGAGGUGACCAUCUACCGUCACCAGCAGUACUACAGACUGAGGAACAAGCUCACCGCACCCGCUGCUCGCAUCAUCUUCCAUGACAUCACGCGGCAACACCUCGACAACGGCAUCGUCAACUGUGUCAAGUACUUCAUCAACUACUUCUUCUACAAGUUCGGGCUGGAGACGUGCUUCCUACUGGCGGUGAAUGUGAUUGGCCAGCGUAUGGAUUUCUAUGCUAUGCUGCAUGCCUUCUCUCUGAUAGCCGUGAUGUACAGACGGAGAAGGAAAGCUAUAGCUGAGAUCUGGCCUAAAUACUGUUGUUUCCAGGCCUGUAUUCUAACCUGGCAGUACUUUGUGUGCAUCGGGAUACCACCUGCAGCUUGCAAAGACUACCCAUGGCGGUUCCCUAACUCUGCAAUGGACUCCAACGUCAUCAAGUGGCUAUAUUUCCCAGACUUCCACACCAACCCCAACCCAAUCUUUCUCGUCUUUGAAGUUGUCUCUUAA
Molecule: messenger RNA, 4262 nt
Organism: Salvelinus fontinalis (brook trout)
Lineage: Eukaryota; Metazoa; Chordata; Actinopteri; Salmoniformes; Salmonidae
Product: piezo-type mechanosensitive ion channel component 2-like
Exons: 28
Coding region: 408-4262 (1284 amino acids)
Source: RefSeq, a predicted model, not a curated record